AUCUCUUUCUCUCCUUGCAGUCCUUUCUAUAAAUAGCAUACGCAUACGAGUUUCUCACAAAGUCACAAGUCACAAACUUAUCAUUCCUUUUUGAUAACAAAGACGUUUUCAUAUCCUUACAUCAACGAUGCCUCUCGCAAUCCAAGCCUUCUUCGUCGCUCUUCUCUUCUCUUCCAUUGCUUCAGCAGCUAUCGUCGAGCAUGUUUUCCAUGUCAAAAAUGUGGUGGUGAAACCGUUGUGCAAGGAGCAAAUGAUACCGACUGUUAACGGAGGUCUUCCCGGUCCAACGGUAAACGUUAGAGAAGGCGACACUCUUGUGGUUAACGUUAUCAACAACUCAACUUACAAUGUAACCAUCCACUGGCACGGAGUGUUUCAGCUGAAGAGCACAUGGAUGGAUGGUGCGAAUAUGAUAACUCAGUGUCCGAUUCAACCAAAUAAUAGCUUCACGUAUCGAUUCGAUAUAACCGGACAAGAAGAGCAAUGGUGGGACACAGAUAUUGAAGCUCUCAAUUUACGGCCAGCUCCGAUUUCCGAUGCUUACCUCAUCAAUGGCCUCGCUGGAGAUUCAUAUCCUUGCUCAAAGAACAGGAUGUUUAAGCUCAAGGUAAUACAAGGGAAAACAUAUUUGCUAAGGAUUAUAAACGCGGCCCUCAACACUCACCUCUUCUUCAAAAUAGCCAAUCACAACGUGACAGUUGUCGCUGUAGAUGCUGUCUACACGACACCUUACGUCAGCGAUGUGAUGGUCUUGACGCCGGGACAAACAGUCGACGCACUUCUCACCGCCGACCAGCCCACCGGAAUGUACUACAUGUCGAUAAGUCCUUACACUAGUGCCAACUCGCUCGUACCGGUUCCCCCUAGCACUCCUAUCAGAGGCUUAAUCGUCUACGAAGGUGCCACGUCGACAACAUCCCCGGCGGCGUCGUUGAUGCCUGCAGGGGUGAACGCAGUACACACAGCUCACAGAUUUUCCUCCAACAUCACUAGCCUCGUGGGUGGACCCUACUGGACGCCAGUGCCUCGCCAUGUGGACGAAAAGAUGUUCGUAGCGAUGGGGCUUGGCUUAGACCCAUGCCCCUUGGGAACCAAGUGUAUUGGUCCGUUAGGUCAACGGUACGCUGGUUCUCUCAACAACCGUACUUUCGUGAUCCCGGCAACGAUUUCUCUUCAAGAAGCUUACUUCUACAAUAUCAGUGGAGUAUACACCGAUGAUUUUCCCGACCAACCACCGCACAAAUUUGACUAUGCAAAUUUCGAAGUUCGUGAUGAUUCUCACUACAGAAUGAUGUUUCCAGAGAGAAAGACAAGCGUCAAGACACUUAGAUUUAAUUCUACAGUCGAGAUCGUUGUGCAGAACACGGGGAUAAUAAGCGCAGAGAGCCAUCCCAUGCACCUUCACGGCUUUAAUUUCUAUGUAUUGGGUUACGGAUUCGGUAACUAUGAGCCAAACCGUGAUGCAAGAAAGCUAAAUCUGGUUAACCCGCAAAUGCACAAUACCGUUGGUGUACCACCAGGUGGAUGGGUUGUCCUCAGAUUCAUCGCCAAUAAUCCUGGUGCAUGGAUGUUCCAUUGUCACAUGGAUGCACAUUUACCAUACGGAAUUAUAAUGGCUUUCAUAGUUCAAAAUGGACCAACUCCAGAAACGAGCUUGCAAUCUCCACCGUCGAACCUUCCACAAUGUACUCGGGACCCGACGAUCUAUGAAUCUCCGACGACUAACGUGGAUUUGUCUUACUAGCUGGGCGUCGGUAAAGCUACCCAUGAAAGAAGAAAAAUAGAAACAUUAAUUUAUGGGAGAGAAAAGAGGAAUCGGAGGGACUGGAUUAUUCGUAACUCGAUAAUUGUCAUGCUCAUAAGAAACAAACAAUUCGUAGCAACAUUAUAUGUUGAUUAUAGUCUUAUUGUUUUUUUUUAUAGCACACAUAGUUUAAUGAUUUGUGUUUGGAACACUAUAACAUAUACAUUUUCUGACUCAGAAGCCGUAAGCACAUUCUCACAUAUAACUCAGAAGCCAAAAGCACAUUUUUAAUACUGGCGAAAAGAGAGGGUCAAACGAAAAUUGUUAAUUUGUAAUAUCAUCUUUCUUUUUUACAAUAUCAUGAAUUUUCUUGUAACCUCAUUUUAGUAGAAGUGGAG
Messenger RNA from Thlaspi arvense, 2142 nucleotides. NCBI's taxonomy places the organism in Eukaryota, Viridiplantae, Streptophyta, Magnoliopsida, Brassicales, Brassicaceae. The record is from the annotation of a GenBank genome assembly.